AUGGGCGUGAGGAGCGCCGCUCUGCAGCAUGUGUGCGACUUGGUUCAGCGCGGGUCGCCCGACGCGUUGCGCGCCGCGGAAGUGGCAGCACGCGAGCACGGGGCGUUUGCGCUGAACGCGGCGGGAGGCAUCACCGCGACGGAGGCGGCGACGUGCCGGCGGCUCGUGGACGAGCUCGUCGAGCAUGUAGAGGGCGCUGCGGGGCGCGCGGGCUCCCGCGCGCACGCGUGGGCGCUGCUGGCCGUGCUGGCGGCUGAGCUCGACACCCAGAGCAUCCUCGCGCGGCAGGAGGCGUGGAUGGCGGCGGCUACGAAGGUCAUCCGCACCGAGCAGAACGCCGCCUCGCUCGCCGCGGCGUCGAACUGCGCCGGCGUCCUCGUCGCGCGUCUCGAACCGCUCUUGGGCCUUCCCGGCGUGAAACGGAGCGCUUCCGCGGCGGCCUCGAAGCUUAUUUCGUCGACGGCGCAGCGCAUCGAGAAUGUCGACAGCGCGAGGGCUGGCACCGCCGAUCGAAACGGCGCGAACGGGGCCGCGGAGGCGGACACUCCGUCGCCUCUCCCUCUCCCGCUGCUGUUGCUCCUUGAGAGCGCCACGCGCACAAUGCCGGCGUCCGCGCGGCCGCACAUCAAGGCCAUCGAGGCGGUCGUCUUCCGGCGCCUCGACGCGUCGACACAGCCGUCGGACGCGGAGCUCCUCGCUGCAGCCCGGACGGCCGCGCUCGUGCCCGCGGCAACGGGCACCCCCCAGGCGUGGUCGCUCAGCGCGGCAGCGUCCGUCUUCGCGCUCCACGUCGUCUGCGACAGGAUGUUCGGGAAGCCGGUCGCGUCCUCGGACCCCGCAUUCCACGCUCACGCGGCCGCGGAGGCCGCACUCGCGCCCCUGGAGGGCGCAGCUGCGGGGGGCACUGCAGCUGCGCGGCUGUGGAUGACGCGCGACGCAGCCGCGCAGCUCGACCCCGCAGCUUGCGUCCACGUCGCCACGGCAGCGAUCUGCGCCAUCGAGGCCCACCUCGCGCUUCCGUUCCCGGUUCCGGUGCCGUUGCCAGCUGGGCCGCUCGCAAACGCAGCGUGCCGCCUGCUGGCCGCGGACGCCGCGCAGGACCCCGCGGUCGCGCUGCGGCUGCCGCAGCUGCACGCCGCGGCGCUGGAGCUGCUCGGGCUGCUCGUGCGUCGCGGGGGCGCCGCGGUAGCCCCGCAGCAUUGUACGAUCGCGGCUGCGGUGAACGUGCAGCUGGCGAUCGCUGCGGCGGGCGAGGACUCGCUGCCGCCCGCAGCGAGGCUCGCGGCGUACCGCGCCGUGGCUGCGCUCGCGGACGCCGGGGGCGGCCGCGUCGCCUGCGACCUGGUGCCGGCACUGCUGUCGGCUGCCAUUCAGGAUGUGUUCGCCACGUCAGGCAAGUCAGACACGGCACCCCGCCCGACAGGCCGCACCAAGUCCAAGUCCGCCAAAAAGACCCCCGGGGGGGGUCUCCCCGACGCCGCCGCGAUGGCCGCGGCCGACCCGUACCUCGCCGGCCUCUGCGGCGCCGACCGCACGCACCGCCGCGGCGCGUGCCAAGCCGCCGCCCUCCACGCCCUCGCCGCCACCCUGCGCGCGGGCGGCCCGCUCCUGGCCCCGGACACCCGCGCCCUCGCCGACGCCGUCGCGGCGCGGGCCGCGCGCGCCGCAGCCCGCGCGCUCGAGUCCCACCGGCUCGCUCCGAUGCCCGGGGCCCCGGAGCACUGCCAGCACACCGCGCAGCGCUGGCGGCGCUGCAGGCGGCGGCGAUGGCGCUGGGCGGCGCGCGGGCGGCGACGCUGCCGCUGGCGCGGCAGUUGGCGACGGGUACGUGGCGGGCGGGGGCGUCCGAGGCCGCCGUCGCGUCGGCUGCGGCGCUGGAUGGGUUGGCGAUUGAAGCAUGGCUGCAUGGGGGGGCGGCGCUGCCGCCGGGGUCGUUCGCGGUGCAGGCGCUGGCGGACGCGGACACGGAGGGUGCUCGCAACGCCGCCGCGCCGCUGCCCGCGCUCCCGCCUCUGCCGCGGGCCGCUGCGGCGCCGGCGAGCGCACCUGCGGUGGGCCUGA
Messenger RNA from Pedinophyceae sp. YPF-701, 2061 nucleotides. The record is from the annotation of a GenBank genome assembly. NCBI's taxonomy places the organism in Eukaryota, Viridiplantae, Chlorophyta, Pedinophyceae.